AUGCCGUUCGGAGAGUGCACUAUCACGCUUCAGGACGUCGCAUACCAGCUGGGGUUGCCAGUCGACGGAGAUUAUGUUAGUGGUUGCCUUACGGACUUCCACCUUUACAUUGAGGGUGGGAGACCUACUUGGCAGUGGUUCCAUGAGUUGCUCGGUGUUUUACCUCCGGAGAACCAGUGUCCAGAUGGGGCAGAUGAGGAGACAGUUAGGCGAUUUGCCCGGGCCUACAUCAUGAUGUUAUUGGGUACGCAGCUAUUUGCCGACAAGUCCGGCAAUCGUAUACACAUCAGAUGGCUACCAUAUGUUGCUCGGCUUGAGGAGAUGGGUCGCUACAGUUGGGCGUCGGCGGCACUAGCAUGGCUGUACAGGUGCAUGUGCCGAGUCGCCAACAGACAUGUGGUGAAGUUAGCUGGCCCGUUACAGUUAUUACAGUCGUGGAUCUUCUGGAGGUUUCCCACACUUAGACCAUCUGGGUAUGAUGAGAUCAGCUGGCCCCUUGCCUCGAGAUGGUCUGGUUACAACCCUGGGAUUAGCAACAAGGGACCUCGGGUACAGAUGGCUCGCAUGAAGAUCGACUUGUUACAGCCUCGGCAGUUCAUAUGGAUGCCCUAUAGCGCAGUCGACGUCAUCCAGGUUGUCCAUCCUGAGGUGUUGGAGCCUCGGCAUACGAUGUUAUGGCGAUGCAAGACGUCCCUGAUUUAUUUUGUGGUUGUCGAGUGGCAUCAGGUUGAUAGAGUUUUACCUCAGUUUGGCGGCGUUCAGCCCAUACCGUCUCCUACCCUGAACAUCGACUUCCUGAUGUCGAAGGACGGGAGAGGAGGUGACCGUUGGUUCCCGGCACAGUACCCUGAGUGGCAUCUUUACUGGCAGGAGCGUGCUGAUCAUAUUCUACAGUUUGACAUCGUGCCCGACCCUGGACCGUCACAUGAGUUCUUGACAUGGUGGUAUCAGCACGGGAAGAGGUUUUUGUCGCCGGAGAUGUUAUUGGGGGAUCCGAGAGGUGUUCCUAUUCCAGAUGAGGCGACGAGAGGGGUGCAGGCCGACUUCCAGACAUGGACCGGGUCGAGGAUGUUCCUAACAGAUGUUGCAUUGAGAGGAGAGCACGAGUUGGGACACGUCGUAGCCAGCGUGAGUGGAACUGGGUAG
This is a messenger RNA of Arachis stenosperma, 1146 nucleotides long. RefSeq names its product protein MAIN-LIKE 1-like. The record is from RefSeq and is a predicted model, not a curated record. Bases 1 to 1146 code for a protein of 381 amino acids. Gene Ontology annotation, biological process: meristem development; meristem maintenance. The transcript is spliced from 4 exons. Lineage: Eukaryota; Viridiplantae; Streptophyta; Magnoliopsida; Fabales; Fabaceae.